This is a messenger RNA of Halteromyces radiatus, 1230 nucleotides long. Its product is annotated as Cut8 six-helix bundle-domain-containing protein. Gene Ontology annotation, cellular component: nucleus. The record is from RefSeq and is a predicted model, not a curated record. The transcript is spliced from 6 exons. The coding region runs from base 92 to 1045 and encodes 317 amino acids. NCBI's taxonomy places the organism in Eukaryota, Fungi, Mucoromycota, Mucoromycetes, Mucorales, Cunninghamellaceae. Gene Ontology annotation, biological process: nuclear protein quality control by the ubiquitin-proteasome system; proteasome localization.
GUCCUUUCCGUCUUCUUUUUUUUUUUUUUUUCCCUUUUUCCUUUUUUUUCUAUUUUCUUUUUUUUGUUUUACUGUUGACUAUCAUUAUACAAUGUCUUCUCAAAAUAGUAUCUUUCGACAACAGCAACACUUAUAUCGUUCUUCACAUUAUUUAACUCCUGUAAAACAACCUACCUUUUACAUCCCUCCUUCUCCAAGCAAUACUCACUCUGCCAAAGGUCGAAAAAGGAGAGCUUCGGAAGAUGAAGAAAUGACUAUAGCUGACGUACUUGUGGAUCAUUCUUCUACUAAUAUCAAUACCAACGUCACUUUAACUACAAGCACAGAUAGACAUAAAGAAGUUGGAGAUAUCCGUCGUAUUAUCAAACGAAAUCGAACCGGUAUAGAGAAACAAUUCCCUAUUAGCAAACUUUUAGCCACAUUGGAAAAGGAUAAGCUUAUCGAAUUGAUCAAUGAUCUUGUUGAUGCUAAUCCUCACCUACAACCUGAAAUAGAUGCUCAUUUACCCCAACCUACUACUCAAUCUGUAUCAAUACUUAUCAACAAAUUGGAAACAAAAUUAGGUGAAAGCUAUCCUUUACAUAAAUCUGGAAAAGGUCGGGAUGAUUAUAGUUUCCAUCGUGUCAAACCUGCUCUCAUGGAAGUAGUACAUUCUUUGAUAGAAUACGCCGAUCAUUUUACUUCUAGUAAUGAACAUCCAACAACCAUCUUCUCUUAUCUUCACUAUGCAACAUGCACUGCUCAUCGGUUACCAACAUGGGAUAAUGAAGUUAAUAAUCAAUACAAACGGGAUCUUUAUGAUGAAUUAUUACAAAGAUGGGAAAAGGCGGUGGAACUUGCUGGUGCAGAAUUAGAACAAGGGAAAAUCUUUGGACAUCAAGUAGUGACUGAAUGGGCUAAACAGAUUGCUUAUCAUGAUGCAGAAACUCAUGAUUUAUUCGGUAAAGUGAAACAACGCUUCAUAGAUCGAUUAGGCUGGGUUAUCGGUAUGGACAAUGGUCCUUCUUCCACUUCUUCUUCCUCCUCUUCUACUUCAAAGUGGUGAUUUUUAUGCAACUCUUAACUAAUCUCUCAAUUGUUAUCAUUAUAUAUCAAUCAUCCCCAUUUUUUUAACUAUUGAAAUAAUAUAUAUUCCAUUUUUAUUAGUUAUCAUUCAUUGUACAUAUCUAUCUUUUUUUUUUCUCAUUCCCCAAAUUGAAAACGAAUAAAAAUGCCCUUUUCUGACAACUC